This is a messenger RNA of Salpingoeca rosetta, 1470 nucleotides long. RefSeq lists its product as uncharacterized. The record is from RefSeq and is a predicted model, not a curated record. Bases 80 to 1294 code for a protein of 404 amino acids. Gene Ontology annotation, biological process: proteolysis. Gene Ontology annotation, molecular function: cysteine-type endopeptidase activity. Lineage: Eukaryota; Choanoflagellata; Craspedida; Salpingoecidae. The transcript is spliced from 11 exons.
CAAAGAUAGCGGCCAGUCAGCAAGGACCACCCAUCAGCAAGGCAAGUGAGCAAGGCACACGAUAACGCAAACAGGCAGCAUGUCUGGGUAUGGAUAUGGGGGACCCCCUCAGGCACCACAGCAGGAGCUGAUCAACUGCCCGACUUGUGGGACAGCGCUUGUGUGCCCGCCUGGCGCACCCGUCAUCUCCUGUGGCAUCUGCAAAAACCCAAUUCGUGUGGCACGGCAACCACAGGCCGGGCCACCACCGGCUUAUGGAGGCCCGCCUCCUCCACAAGCUCCGCCCCAGUCACGUCAACCGUCGCACCCUCCAAUCACACACCAAGGAGGAUGGGCGCCUGGGCCUGUCGUCCCUGGACCACAGUCUGGCCCACCCCCUGGGCCGUUUCACGUGCGACGAAGACGCGCCCUCAUCAUCGGCAUCAACUACAUGGGAACGAGCGCUGAGCUGGGUGGCUGCAUCAACGACGCUCGCUGCAUGCACUAUCUGCUCAAGACCAAGUUUGGGUUCCAGGACGCUGACAUUCUUCUCCUCACCGAAGACAACCCAAACCCCAUCAUGCACCCGACCCGCCAGAACAUCAUCAACGGCAUGCGGUGGUUGGCGGGAAGCGCGCAGCCUGGUGACUCGCUCUUCUUCCAUUUCAGCGGGCAUGGCAGCCAGCGGCGGGACCGCGAUGGCGACGAGAUUGACGGUUUGGACGAGACAAUAUUGCCCCUAGACCACCGGCGUGCCGGGCAGAUUGUGGAUGACCAGAUCAACGACCUCAUCGUGCGCCCCCUGCCCCAGGGAUGCCGCCUCCACGCCGUCGUCGACGCCUGCCACAGCGGAUCAGUGAUGGAUCUGCCGUACAUGCUGCGCGGAACAGACGGGUACGGCCGCGCCAACUGGCUGCACGAGGCUGCUUUUGCCCGGAAAUUCAAGGGCACCAGCGGGGGAGAGGCGGUGUGUUUCUCCGCCUGCGAUGAUUCACAGACAUCUGCAGACACAACUGCGUUCUCAAAAGUCACGCGCACGGGCGCCAUGACCUUCCUCUUCAUCGAGGCCAUCGAAAAUGGGCACGGCUCCACAUACGCGUCGGUCCUCGCCCAGAUGAAGGCUCGCCUCCGCGCCGCCCGCGCGUCAACGUCCAGUGCAGAUCCGUUUGGAUUUGGUGGGGGCAGCAUGUUGACGGGCGUCCUUGGUAUGCUCGUGUCUGGUGGCAGCUAUCGCCCCAGUGCACGCGGCCUCUCCCAGAUUCCACAGCUCUCCUCCAGCCAGCCCUUUGACAUCAACAGGCCGUUUGUCCUGUGAUGUUGAUUCUUGCCCUCAAGGCAGCUAUGGUGAUGCGUUACGUUGCCACAAGCUUGUGCCGUAACGUAAAACGUUGUUGUCAGUCAGAACUCUGUCCGUGUAUUGUAGCUGAACCGCGUGCCCUCGUGAAGCAUCACACGUGCACGUCAAUGUAACGAAUCAAAAUCAGCGAAAAC